Colletotrichum siamense is the source of this 1704-nucleotide messenger RNA. RefSeq lists its product as uncharacterized. The transcript has a single exon. The coding region runs from base 1 to 1704 and encodes 567 amino acids. The record is from RefSeq and is a predicted model, not a curated record. NCBI's taxonomy places the organism in Eukaryota, Fungi, Ascomycota, Sordariomycetes, Glomerellales, Glomerellaceae.
AUGGUGCGGCUUGCAGCGACUGCCAUCCUGGCACUCACCCUAUCGCCGGUGACAUCGGCAUCGGCCUCGGCGCCGGCACCAGCGCAACCUCCGGCGCCGUCAAAGUUUGGCCCGAGCGCGCACCACGCACGCGAGAACGCGGCGCAUAUCUUCAACGCGGUGCAUUCUGCGAUGAGGCAGUGGGGCAGCUCGAUCCAUCAUAACGGGCUGGCGGUGAUUCCCGCGACGGUGCCGCGGGGCACGAUGCUGUUCCACGGGGCGAGGGGCAACUCGACGCCCGAGGGGUUCGAGUGGCUUGCGUUCGAGAUGGAGCAUUCGGAGGGGUUUGCGAGGAGUUGGAGGGGCGGGGGGAGGCCUGCGCCGAGGCCGCCUUCGAAGCCUGGGAAUGGGAAGCCGCCGACGGUUUUGGGGGUUGAAGGGGAGGGACAGAGGAGGUUGCGGGAUGGGGAUGAGAAGAAACCGGAGAGACCGCCGCCGCCGCCGAUGGAGAAUAUGAGAGGGUACUUCCACACCUACCGCGCAAACCGGGAUUUGAAGCUGCUGUACAUCGACGGGAUGGCGGCGGGCAAGACGGACAUGGGCACGCUCGACACGCAGGACUUUUUACUGCGCGGGGUGGUGGACCAGCCCAAGUUUGGCGAGUUUGAGCGCGCCGGGGACAUUUGCGCGCUCGUGAAGUCGUGGGGGCUGGACGGGGUGAUACGGAUGGAGAUUGGGUUCGAGAGCAUCUACUGCGACUUUACCGACGGGCUGGACCUGGUGAGCGUGCUGCGGCGGCCGUGGAGCGAGGAGUGGGUGAGCGCGGGGGGCAUGCCGAUGUUUGAGUGGGCGAGGGCGGUCGGGCAGAGGUAUGAUGGCAUCGGGGGCGGGCGGGUGAGGGUGGGGUUCGGGGGCAUGGUGAGCGGGUUGUGGUAUCCUGUAAACGUGAGCAAUCCGGCAAGAGAGGAUAUGCCGCGGUUGGGGAGGCUGGAGGAGGGCGUGAGGGAGGCGAUGAUGGAGCGGGUGAGGGAGAAUGUGAUGCGGGAUAAGGGGGGAGUGGUUGAGUGGCAGGGGGUUGUUGAUAUGGUGGUGAGCAGGUUCGCGGACCGGAUAGGGGCGUUGGCGGAGGAGGGGGAGCAUGGGGCUGAUGAGGAGGGGUUCGUGAGCCAGGUCUUGGUUGUGACGAACAGCUGGCUGAUGUAUCCGCGAGAUGAGUACGACGUGGAGGUGAAGGGGAUGGUUGGGGACGCGAAGGAGAGGUGUGUGAGGCAGUAUCUUGCGCCCGCGGAGGUGGUGAGGAACGAGUGGACGGUUGAAGAUGGCCUCAUCCACACGGCUGUCGAGACCGUACUCGAGAGGAUCUGCGGGGAUCUCUACUCUGCUCGGGGGUUGUUAGUUGACGCUGCGCCAAAGCUUGCGGCUGCGUUCUCGGCGGAGGCCAUGAGCGAAGCCGUCGACGGGGCCGGGGGCGAGCUCGGAGAGGCGGUUGAGAGAGCGCGUGGGGUGAUGAAGGGGUUGAAGGAGUAUCUCAACUGGAGCGGGUGGAAGAAGUGCAGGCCUGGCUGUGCGGUGGACGAGGUCUGCUUCGUUGCCAUGUGGCCGUUUGGUAUGAGGGGGGAUCACUACAGCCCGAGCUGUCAGAAUCGGACGACGAUGGAGGGACGCGGGAGAGGGGCGCCCGGGCGCGAUGAGGAGGGGUACUGGGAUUGGGAGCCAAGGCCGUGA